CGCGCCUCCUCCGUGCGCGAGAAGGCAGGCGGUAACGUGCACGCGCCGCGAGGGUUGAACCUGACCGAAAGCCGCUUCAGUGAAGCAACCACAGCUGAAGAGGGAACACACGUCCACAUUUAUGUUUUAUUUUGCCGGAGCGAACCCUUUUUAAAAUGGCGUACCACAGUCCUUACAGAGCGGCCCCGCAAAACAACGCGACUCCGGACCAGAGUUUUCUGUGGAACAUCUUCCAGAGGGUUGACAAGGACCGGAGUGGUGUGAUAUCAGACACAGAGCUUCAGCAGGCCUUAUCGAAUGGCACAUGGACUCCUUUCAACCCGGUGACGGUGCGCUCCGUCAUAUCCAUGUUUGACAGGGAAAACAAAGGCGGGGUGAACUUCAGCGAGUUUGGCGGCGUGUGGAAGUACGUCACAGACUGGCAGAACAUCUUCAGGAACUACGACAGAGACAACUCGGGCUUCAUCGACAAGAACGAGCUCAAACAGGCGCUCACUGGAUUCGGUACGCUUCAAAGCUAUCGUCUAUCGGAUCAGUUCUACAACACGCUGAUAGAGAAGUUCGACCGCCAGAGGAAGGGACAGGUGGCCUUUGAUGACUUUGUCCAGUGCUGUAUUGUACUACAGAGGUUGACCGACGUGUUCAGGCGUUACGAUACAGACCAGGACGGCUGGAUCCAGGUUUCAUAUGAACAAUAUCUAUCCAUGGUCUUCAAUAUAGUAUAACGCACACGGAUCAUCACAAAAGAGCACAACUGGACACAACUGUGCCAAAGCUACCCAUGCCUCCCAGAUGUCCGGAGUUUUUUUAAACCUAAUUUUUUUUGCCUCAGUUGGGCUGUGUCACACAAAUUUAUAAAAUAAACGGGAAAAUACUCUAAAUACCCUCCACGUGACAGUAUUGCUCUGGAGGUACAACUACAAUGCUUCAUGUACUUAAAAAAUUAAAAAUCUUGUAGUGUUUUGUUUGAGGACAAAUCUGAACUACGUCUCUGUUGGGGAAGGGAAACUUAUGGACACAACCUGUCCCUCUGUCUGUCAGUCUGUCUGUAAUUGUCGACAAAAAUGUUCCACGUCUUACCUUUUUAAUUGAUACAAUAAAAAAAACCUGGGUAAAGAUUAUGCAUUGUAAAUAUGAUUUAAGAUGCAUUGCAUGCUUGUCAGUGAGAUUCAGCUCUACGUUGAAGCAUGCAUUCCCUUUCUCUCGUCCUUUCCUCAGCCCUAGUUUGCUCAAAGUCAUGUUUACAAGAACGAUGAAAUCAGGUGACGUUCUGCUUUGCGAUUCACUGACAUGCCAGCUUAUAUGCCAUAUUUGUACAAACUUAUUAACUACAAGAUCAAAUAUUAGAACAUAUCAUUUUUGUUAGAGGGUAAGCAUAACACCCUUUAGUAUGGCUUAUUUUUUGUGCAUGAUGCCUUAACAAGUGUAAAAAGAACACGAAAGACGAAUCUUUGAUUAAAAAAAUAAAUAAAUAAAAUCA
This is a messenger RNA of Pungitius pungitius (ninespine stickleback), 1480 nucleotides long. It is a transcript of the gene pdcd6, whose product is annotated as programmed cell death 6. The transcript is spliced from 6 exons. Gene Ontology annotation, molecular function: calcium ion binding. The record is from RefSeq and is a predicted model, not a curated record. NCBI's taxonomy places the organism in Eukaryota, Metazoa, Chordata, Actinopteri, Perciformes, Gasterosteidae. The coding region runs from base 156 to 725 and encodes 189 amino acids.